GUAGCAAGCACUUGUACCAAAGCAGCAUUUGGCAGCAGGGAUAUUGUGCUCUCAGAGCACUCUUAUUAAAUUACUCUAUUUAAAGGAGUACCUUCGCUAUUUUAAAUAACCUGAUAUACAGUGUUACUGUAUUAUCACCCAACUCCUGUAAGCACCUGCACCCUUUCUUGGCUUUGAUGUUUAUUUUCCUCCUUUGCAGAUGUUUGAACAUGAUGAUGAUGAUGAUGAUCAGUUUGUCCUGGCAGUCACCCUAAAAGGCCAACAUGGCAACAUCAACCUAGAAGCCAUCAGAGACAGAGCCAGAGUUGAUCCAGAUAAGCUGCUGACCUCUGACCCAAAGUGUGGUAUUCAGAACAGGGCUUGGAAGUACUUCAUGUCGCACAGCAGCUUAAAGGUGCACCAGCACCUCCACGUGGCCAAGAAGUCCUACACCUGCAGCGUGUGCUGCAAAUCCUUCCGCCAGAAAUGGUCUCUAGAGGCGCACAUGUGCAUGCACACAGGCAAGAAGCCCUUUCUGUGCACAGUGUGGCAAGGGAUUCUCCAGGCGAGGACAUCUCAAGACGCACACCAUCAUCCACACGGGUGAGAAGCCCUACAGCUGCUACAUAUGUGGCCACUGCUUCAGCUACCAACAGAAUCUCAACCGCCACAUGCACACAGGCCUGAAGUCCUUCCUCUGCAAAGUGUGUGGGAAAGGUUUCACCCGUGCCGUCACACUCGAGUCACGAGAUGAUCCACACGGGUCAGAAGCCGUUAAGUGCGAGCACUGCUCCAAGAGCUACCGCUACAUCUCCAACUUGACGAUCCACAGGCGGCUGCACACCGGCGACCGGCCGUUCAUGUGUGAGGUGUGUGGGAUUGCAUUCCGCCAAAAGAGCGGUUUGAUAUCACACAGCUGGACGCACUCAACAAAGCGUUUGUUUUCUUGCUGUUAUUGCAAGAAGACGUUCAGCCACCCCAACAGCCUGAAGUUGCACAUCCGCAACCACACCGGCGAGAAGCCGUACACGUGUGAGGAGUGCGGCAAAGUCUUCAGCCAAAACAGCAGCUUGAACGUACACAGACGGACGCACUCAAAAGAUUGCCCAGUCACCGGUGGUUUCUGCAAGAAGACAUUCAGCGCCACUAACGGCCUGAAGAAGCAGGCUUGUGGCUGUGCAGUGGAGACACUGCACACCUGCCAGGUCUAAAGCAAGACCUUCAGCAAGGAACGCUCCCUGCAGAUGCACCAGCGCCUGUACAGUGGCGCCAAGCAGUACAUGUGCGACGUGUGUGGAAAGAUGUACUCUGAUCGCCGCAACCUGAAACUGCACAAAUGUGUCUAAUCUGUACAGGAAAACCC
Messenger RNA from Thalassophryne amazonica, 1342 nucleotides. RefSeq names its product zinc finger protein 239-like. Lineage: Eukaryota; Metazoa; Chordata; Actinopteri; Batrachoidiformes; Batrachoididae. Gene Ontology annotation, biological process: regulation of DNA-templated transcription. The transcript has 2 exons. The coding region runs from base 651 to 1190 and encodes 179 amino acids. The record is from RefSeq and is a predicted model, not a curated record. Gene Ontology annotation, molecular function: RNA polymerase II cis-regulatory region sequence-specific DNA binding; DNA-binding transcription factor activity, RNA polymerase II-specific.